This is a messenger RNA of Lachancea fermentati, 1152 nucleotides long. Lineage: Eukaryota; Fungi; Ascomycota; Saccharomycetes; Saccharomycetales; Saccharomycetaceae. The record is from the annotation of a GenBank genome assembly.
AUGUCUCAAGCACUCGCAACUGCGUCAUCCGCGACUCAAAAUGGCUUCAAUACAAGACUUCUUUGGCCAGAUAUGGUUAGAACACCGGAAAAUUCGUGGUCUUCGUCAUGUAAGGAGAUAGUUGACAAGCUGGGGACAAACCCACAUAAAGCACACGACACCAAGAAACGUAUGGAGAAGUGCCUCAUGUACUUUUACGUCAUGAGAAAGAAUUUGAAGCUGUUUGAUCAUACCUACACUGCUGCCUGCAUUUUAUUUUUCCGGUAUUGGUAUGUUUUUGGGCUACCGCCUACUCUCCCGGAUUGCAUCCACUUAUCGCAAGCUCUUCUGGUAACUGCUUGUAAAACGAUGGAAAAUAACCGACCUAUAGAUGCGUUUGUGAAAGGAACAUGCGAUUUCUUGAUGAAAGAUAUUCCAACUUCUAGGGGCAGACAGAACAUAGAAAAACUUAGAUGGGAUCUCAGAGACAAGUUAGUGAGUUACGAAAAGCAAGUACUCUGUCAGAUGGGCUUUGACUUAAAUCUCCAUAACCCAAAGGAACUAAUCGAGGAGAUAUUUAGUGGGUAUUUUAGGUAUAACAGAGACUUUGACAUGUCCGAAAAUUUCAAAAAAGUAUUCCCCAAAAUCAUUCAGGAGGCACGCAACUUCAUCAUACAGGCAGGGACUCAACCUGUUUCCCUUCUUUGUGAUGGAUAUACAUUUACAGUCCUCUCUCUCAUAUUUUGUGGCCUACAAUAUAAGAAAAACGUCGAUACGAAUUUCAGGUUUCCAAAGAAUUUCUUUUCAGAUCGUUUCCCUGUGAAAGUUGUUCCCCAGCAAUUUGUCAGUCUCUUCACAGAUUACAGAAUUCUUGAGGAGAACUUCUUCGACUUGAAAAGUAACAAGGGCGAGAAACUUCAGAUAACUACGGAAGAAAUUAAUGACCUUAUUGAAGAAGAGGGAGAUGAUCUGUCCGAUGAGGAACAGAACCUCAAUCCUUAUGUCUAUGAGCACAUUAAAUCAGGCAUUGUGAGGAAAGAAUUACUGGACCAUAUCGAAUUACGCAUAAAGGAGCUAUAUAAAAAGGCACAAGGAGAGAGCAAUUCCUCAGAAAAAAGGCCAUUUAGUGAAGUGGAACAAACGGAAGAUCAUUCUAAAAAGAGGAAGAUUUGA